Messenger RNA from Dipodomys ordii (Ord's kangaroo rat), 991 nucleotides. It is a transcript of the gene Parvb, whose product is annotated as parvin, beta. Bases 83 to 952 code for a protein of 289 amino acids. Gene Ontology annotation, biological process: actin cytoskeleton organization; lamellipodium assembly; substrate adhesion-dependent cell spreading. Gene Ontology annotation, cellular component: cytoplasm; actin cytoskeleton; focal adhesion. The transcript is spliced from 12 exons. Lineage: Eukaryota; Metazoa; Chordata; Mammalia; Rodentia; Heteromyidae. The record is from RefSeq and is a predicted model, not a curated record. Gene Ontology annotation, molecular function: actin binding.
UCACGGUCACAAGCCACCGCUGGCAUCCUGGCUUGAUGUGAGCGACCUGCAGGAAGAAGGCAAGAGCGCCAUCAACGCCCCGAUGUCCCCGGCUGCGGUGGACGUCCACCCGGAAGACACCCAGCUUGAGGAGAAUGAGGAGCGCACCAUGAUCGACCCUGUGUCUCGUGAGGACCCCAAGUUCAAGGAGCUGGUCAAGACCCUGCUGGACUGGAUCAAUGACGUGCUGGCGGAGGAGAGGAUCAUCGUGAAGCAGCUGGAGGAGGACCUGUAUGACGGGCAGGUGCUCCAGAAGCUCCUGGAAAAGCUGGCAGAUUGCAAGCUGAACGUGGCCGAGGUGACCCAGUCCGAGAUAGGACAGAAGCAGAAGCUACAGACGGUUCUGGAAGCCGUGCAGGACCUGCUGCGGCCCCACGGCUGGGCCCUGCGCUGGAGCGUGGACUCCGUCCACGGGAAGAACCUGGUGUCCAUCCUGCACCUGCUGGUGGCCCUGGCCAUGCACUUCCGGGCACCAAUCCGCCUCCCGGAGAGAGUGGCAGUGCAGGUGGUGGUGGUGCGGAAGCGGGAAGGCCUCCUGCAUUCCAGCCACGUCUCAGAGGAGCUGACCACAACCACAGAGAUGAUGACGGGCAGGUUUGAGCGGGACGCCUUCGACACGCUUUUUGACCACGCCCCGGACAAGCUGAACCUCGUGAAGAAGUUCGCAGAUGGCGUCUACCUGGUCCUGCUCAUGGGGCUGCUGGAAGAUUACUUUGUCCCCCUGCACAACUUCUACCUGACUCCGGACAGCUUCGACCAGAAGGCACUCAAAGCUUUUGACUUUAGCUCUGGGGAGCUGACAGGUGUCUGUGCCAGCGAACUGCCGCCUGGCACUGAUGUGGUGAACCUGGACCUCAAGUCCACCCUGAGGGUUCUUUACAACCUGUUCACCAAGUACAAGGACAUGGAGUGACCAGCAGCGGAGCUGUCCACAGCGCUGGCCCUCCUGACA